CCUUCUCCGAGCUCUCCCAGCCCGAGUCUGCCAGGGACCCCCGCGGGAUCCCAGGAGGCCCCGGUUUGCCGUGGGUUCUAGCGUUUCCCAGCUUGGGGGAACGCGGGCAGGCAGUGAUAACUCAGGGAUCCCUGCCUGGCCCACGGAUUCUAGAAUCCAGUGGAGAGGAGGACAGGAGACAGCACGCGCAUCUCCCCUUGAAAACGGAAGUGUUGAAGAACUACCCUUUUGUAUGGAGUGCUUACAUGGGCCAGGUGCCUUCACUUCAUCACGUGCCUCGUAGCAGCAGCAGCAACAGGUGAGAUCUGGAGACGACAGGAAAAUGGCCACCUGGGAUGAAAAGGCAGUCACCCGCAGGGCCAAGGUGGCUCCCGCCGACAGGAUGAGCAAGUUCUUGAAGCACUUCACCGUCGUUGGGGAUGACUACCACGCGUGGAACAUCAACUACAAGAAGUGGGAGAAUGAAGAGGAGGAGGAGGAGGAGCCACCGCCCACACCGGCCUCGGGCGCAGAGGGCAGAGAUGCCGAUCCUACCGCGGCCCCUGCCCCCGUGCCCAGGCCCCGCCUCGACUUCAGGACCACUUUGAGGAAGCUCUUCAGCGCCCACAGGUUUCAGGUUAUCAUCAUCUGCCUGGUCGUUCUGGAUGCCCUCCUGGUGCUCGCCGAGCUCGUUCUGGACCUUAAGAUCAUCCAGCCUGACAAGAAUAACUAUGCCGCCAGGGUGUUCCACUACAUGAGCAUUGCCAUCUUGACCUUUUUUAUGAUGGAGAUUUUCUUUAAAAUAUUCGUCUUCCGCUUGGAGUUCUUUCACCACAAGUUUGAAAUCCUGGACGCCAUCGUCGUGGUGGUUUCCUUCAUCCUCGACGUUGUCCUCCUUUUCCGGGAGCAUGAGUUUGAGGCUCUAGGGCUGCUGAUUCUGCUCCGCCUGUGGCGGGUGGCCCGGAUCAUCAACGGGAUAAUUAUCUCGGUUAAGACACGUUCUGAACGGCAGCUACUAAGGUUAAAACAGAUAAAUAUACAACUGGCCACCAAGAUCCAACACCUUGAAUUCAGCUGCUCUGAGAAGGAACAAGAAAUUGAAAGACUUAACAAGCUAUUGAGACAGCAUGGACUUCUUGGUGAGGUGAACUAGAGGCAUACCUGCUCCACCCACCCCAAAGGGAAGACCUGCCUCACGGGCUUGUGACGAGGAAGACAGCCGCCCCUCCUGGGGCCACGUUGGGGAGAGGUUUGCUCUGAUGGCUUUGUCUCACUGCUGCCAGCUCGGAUUCUGGGGGACACAGUCUUUCAGAGGCUCUAUUUCUUCCUUGGUGUGACUGAGAAUGUCCCAUCCCAUUCCCACCCCACACUGUUUAACAAAUAUAUCAUAAACUAUAUUUUUCUCAUGCUGAA
Aethalodelphis obliquidens (Pacific white-sided dolphin) is the source of this 1392-nucleotide messenger RNA. It is a transcript of the gene HVCN1, whose product is annotated as hydrogen voltage gated channel 1. The transcript has 7 exons. The coding region runs from base 323 to 1132 and encodes 269 amino acids. Gene Ontology annotation, biological process: proton transmembrane transport. NCBI's taxonomy places the organism in Eukaryota, Metazoa, Chordata, Mammalia, Artiodactyla, Delphinidae. The record is from RefSeq and is a predicted model, not a curated record. Gene Ontology annotation, molecular function: voltage-gated proton channel activity. Gene Ontology annotation, cellular component: plasma membrane.